GAAAACAAAAAAUCCUACCUUACUAAUUAUUCGAGCUGAUAACCCUAAAGAUAAUUGGAUCACUUAUAAUUAUGUUCAACUCUGCGGUCCAUUUGGCAUAUGACGAAGCGCGUGAAUUCGAAUUAGAUGCCCUAAAUCUGUCUACAAAUGAUGAUGAAGGUUUUGCUGCUAUUAAAACAAAUAAAAAAUUAGAAAUGGUAGAUAAAGGAAAAAGAAACUGCAAUAAACCUUUACGCUCUUGUGAUACAGAAGAUGAAUCGACGCCUAUACAAAAAAAAACUAAAAGUAGAAAGAAGAUAAUAUCAUCGUCAAGUUCUUCUGAUAAUGAGGAUAGCGGAAUAAAUAGUAUACCAAUGCCACCUGCCACGUACGUGAGCCAAAAGGAUCAGCAACUACCACCAACAUUUAAAACUCCUAUAUCAUUACUUGUGCCGUAA
Messenger RNA from Papilio machaon (common yellow swallowtail), 437 nucleotides. RefSeq lists its product as uncharacterized. Lineage: Eukaryota; Metazoa; Arthropoda; Insecta; Lepidoptera; Papilionidae. The coding region runs from base 72 to 437 and encodes 121 amino acids. The transcript has 4 exons. The record is from RefSeq and is a predicted model, not a curated record.